This is a messenger RNA of Exophiala dermatitidis NIH/UT8656, 739 nucleotides long. RefSeq lists its product as uncharacterized. Bases 83 to 553 code for a protein of 156 amino acids. NCBI's taxonomy places the organism in Eukaryota, Fungi, Ascomycota, Eurotiomycetes, Chaetothyriales, Herpotrichiellaceae. The record is from RefSeq and is a predicted model, not a curated record. The transcript has a single exon.
UGAUGAUUGCCAGUGCCAUUGUCACUGCUACUGUGAGACACCACGUCUUGCGAGGCAGGAAGGAGAAUGGUUUAGAGGUUGAAUGCAGUGGUGUGGCUUCGAUACACAAGGGUUUGGUUUCGAUCAAUCCAGUCGACCACGCAACCGACGAAAGGACGGGUUGAACCCACCCGUGAUUGUUUGGCGGACUGGUGACUGGACGGAACUGUUUGAUGCCCACUCACUCCUACUGUUCAAGUUGACCCGGUUCGACAUAUGUUCAGCCCGUCUCGUCCAUGUCCAUGACGAGGCAAGGCAAGACAAGGCGAUCCGGAUCCAAUCCAUUCGAUGCCGUACCUGCCACGGAGGGAGAAGAGAAGAGAAAGGGAGAAAGACCGUUCGUCCGAACAGAACAAGAACAAGGCGCCCCCUCACCAUACAAGAACGACGUGAAACGGAAGAGGACGGGAAGGGACGGGCACCAGUUCAGAUCAGAACAGUUCAUCCCAUCCCAUCCCAUCCCAUCUCGUCACUUGUCGUCUUAUAUGAAACGAACGGGGUGGCCAUAUUUUGAGAUGGGUUACGGGAGCUGGUCUUCUCGUCAGAAGUGUGUGUCGGAGCGCUCGUGGGAGUUAAGGUACCAGGAGAUGAAUGAAUAUGAAGUUCAUGUACGGUACCAUAUGUCGUCUAUCAAUCUAUCAAUCUACCUCCUUGCAAAGUAUGGUAAAAAGGAGCAAAGUCCGAUACGAUGGGAAAAUGC